Messenger RNA from Acytostelium subglobosum LB1, 1569 nucleotides. RefSeq lists its product as hypothetical. The annotation marks the transcript as partial. Gene Ontology annotation, molecular function: zinc ion binding; protein binding. The record is from RefSeq and is a predicted model, not a curated record. The transcript has a single exon. Lineage: Eukaryota; Evosea; Eumycetozoa; Acytosteliales; Acytosteliaceae.
AUGAAGCAUGGUGAUAACAUACCUUGUCCAACACAUGCAAAGGACUUGGAUAUUAUAUGUUAUGAUUGUAAAGAGAUGAUAUGUUCGGUGUGCCUUAUCUAUGAUCACAAGUCACAUCAUGUCGAUCAUGUACUACAUAUAAGAUCAUGUAUAGAUGAUAAGGACAAGCACUCAUCUCUAUACUUUAACAAGAGGAUGGAUAUGCUGCUACAUAAGUUGAAGCAUUUGACCAAUAAUCAACGAUCGAUGGACCAAGCCCAACAAAAGGCAUCCAAGCACUUCAAAGAGUUGAUCGACAUGAUACGCGUAUUGGAGAUCAACGUUGUCGAUCAGAUACGGAAUGAGAAGAUGAAGAAUGCAUCAACAGUUCAAUCAGUGAUCAAUGAACUUGGACGCAUCAGUGCAGUGCUACACUACUCUGCUGGCGAACGUAAUAUAAGACACAAUGUCAGACCGACCCAGCUUAACGAAUGGAUCACCUCGAGCACGACUCCAAACGAACUGAUCGACAAAGUGUUCCCUCCACCUCCUCCCCCUCAUCAUCGACCGAAUGAUGAUGAUGAUGCCGCGUCACAGCCACUCACUGACCACGACCUUUUGAUGUUGAUCAACAAUCAUAUCAAACAUAUUGAGGCCACCAACUAUGCUUCGCCAAUGGCAUAUCGAGUGGAUAGCAUUGAUCAGGCAGACAUGGCAAAGCUAAAGGAGCAGGUCAAGUCAUCACUGAAGCUCAUAGACUCCAAUCAGUACUCAAGGGAGUAUGACGGUCAUGUCUUUGUGAUGAGUAAUGACCUACAAUUCUCAAUCAUCUCACCGAUAUCAUCAAGAUCAAUCGCACCAAUCAAUGAUCUAUUCAACAGAGGUCUGGUUACAACAUCAACGGUCUAUGCACGUGGCAACAUCUAUGUGUUUGGCGCUGACGACUCCAGGUACCAGACCUACUCUCGCUUCUCCCUUGCCGACCAGAAAUGGACGCAUAACAAUGCUAUUGAUAAUGGUGUCACGGGUGGCAAUGUAAUAUCCGUGUGUUUUGACGGCAAUGAGCACAUCUACUUGGUUGGAGGCUUCAGCGAUGGUGACAACUUGAAGCGAGUGGAUCGUUUCAACAUCGUCACGCAGCAGUUCAGUCAUGUUGGCAAGCUGCCAAUGUUCAUACAUGGCGCAUCAACAUUCUACAAGGAUGGCAACAUCAUCAUCGUUGGUGGAUUCCAUGGCGAUGCCAUUCCUCAUCAAACAAUCAGAUCAUUCAAUGUACAUACAUUGAUGACUCAACAAAUGAUUGAUGGUAUGGAGUUUGGAGAAUUCAUCUUAUCAAGUUGUUUCGAUGGCGAGGACAAUGUGUACAUCAGGGAAGAAGGCGUCUUUUACAGGAUCAACCUGACAAACAAACGAAGAGUACAUCUCCCUCUUCCGGAUACUCAAAUCAUCUAUCCAAUUGUGUACCAUCCACAACUUGGAGCAGUUCUACUCUUUAGCAAGGAUAAGACAUUCAAGUACACUCCAUCAUCAAACUCAUGGGUCCAGAUCAAUGGUGCUAUUGGCUUCGUUGCAAGGACUGCGUUAAUGAUC